AUGUCUGCCAUUGCGAGUUCUUUGAUAUCGCUGAGUAUUCUUUUUGUUUUACAUACUGUUAAUUUUCUAACAUUUGAGACGGAAGGCUUAUUCUUACUAACACCACUUAUUAUAGGGACUGCCGAGUUGAUACUUUCUGCUCUUGCUGCUUUGUGUGUUUUCACAAGGCCUUCAGUGAACACAGCAAUCCCAGCCACCGUUUUACUUAUCGUGUGUACCAUCUGGACUGCAGUUGGUCUCUCAAAUAUUUCCGAAGAGAUCACCCCAAAGUUAUACGGAAGAAAUAUUUCGGUCGAAGCAUAUUCACAGAGAGACGUCGUACUUCCGGGUCAUGGGGUUCUUGUACUUCUGUUUGUUGUUUUCUCUGUUUGUUUGAUAUUACAUAACCACAAGAAGGAUCUGGUUGUUUUCAUGUUUGCGUCGUCUUUGUUAUCAGUGUGUGUUAUCAUUAACACGUGGACAAACCUUAAAGGACAUAGUUUAUUAUUCCUCUCAUUAGCCUCCGUGACUGCCUACGUCAGUGUUAGGGCUGCAUUAGAACAUUUUACUGGGGAUACACACACGAAAUCCUCAGAUAAUAAAACUGAGUUUGACGAUAAAAGAGUCAUGAGAUAUGCUUUAAAUAUUCUUUCAUUUUCCCCUUGGGUCUUGUAUAGCUGUACAAUAACAAAAAAUACUGCCAUUAGUUUUAUUUGGCCAUUAGCCUCUGGGUUAUUUCUCCUCCUUCAUGGAAUAUCUGGAAUGAGGAGAGGUAACAUAACGGUAUCUACAUUUUCUAUUGUUGAUGGUCUUUUCUGGGGCUCCCUAGGUGGAUCCAUGUACAUAACAGUCAUAAAAGGUUAUUCGGAAAUUCUGUUUCCGGCCGUUUCGGUCCCAUUGUCUACGAUUUUUCUUACGAUAGCUGUUGUAUCCUUGCACUCAGAAAUUUUGCUAUCAUUAGAGUACGUGUUUCUUUCGGGUUUUAUAUUAACUUUAACCUUUAAUCACGAGGUUUCAUUAGCAACCUUUACUUGGAUUUGUUUUGUUCUUUACAUGUAUGGGUAUAUUGCUGCUUUGUUGAAGUCCUUCUCGUUCAAAAUUCAGCUUCCUGUUGGUCAAAACGUAAUUUCAAAACUAAGACAAAAGUUUCGUAGGCAAAAAAUUUUCACUGAAAACAAAGUGGAUAUAGUGAGCUCCAAAAACGUGUUUGAGUCUGACUCAAUGCUCGGUUUCUCUAAAUAUGCUACUCUGGAUAAUAUAGGCUAUGUCUCCAAUAUUAUCAGCGUCCUUUCGUUUGCCUGGGUCUCGCAUGAAACAACAGUACUCUCUCUACCUUGGCAUUUAAUUUUUGGAUGUUUCAUUCAAUUUGUUGUUGGGUUUAUUGGUUUUUCUAGGGGAAAGACUUUCGAAAGUUCAUUUUUUCUAACUUUUGCCUCGUUUUGGUCCAUCUGGGGAAGUUUAAGGUCCUUAGACCUUAUUGGAACUGAGUCAGGGAUGUCAUUUGGGGUUGGGUUAAGCAGUUUUUUGUUAGUAGGAGUAGUGUUUUUGGGCAUGUCAAUAACUGUGAGUAAGACUUGGAUUGGGAUAUCUUUUUGUUUUGUUCUCUUUAUGUUAGCAACUCUUCUGCAAGUGUUAGGCAUAUCUGAUGGAUUCAUUUAUGAGAGGACAGCUGCAGUUUUGUAUUCUCUAUCUCUUUUUUACGCUCUCUUAUCGUCGACCUUUAAUUUGUCCUUGGGAAGAGAAGUUUUACCUCUUGGAAAACCUAUUCUACAAAUUAGUAAGAUAACAAAGUACAAUGACCAGAUUCUUUGGGCCUCAUCUAGAAAAGCGAGAGGUGUAAAAGAAAUAGCAGACAAGCUGAAGGCCGGCGGUAUAUGUGGAAUUCCCACAGAUACAGUGUAUGUUCUGGUCGCCUGCUGUCACCAUCCCGAAGCUGUCGAGAGAGCAUACAAGACAAAAAAGCAGGCAGAAGACAGACCCAUGUCAUUAUGGAUAUCCAACUUCAAACAAAUAGAGGCUGCUCGCCAUGAAUUCAGCUCACUUCUUUGGGACUUCCUACAUGAAAUAUGGCCUUCAAAUGUUUCCGUUGUUGUGAAGAGAGGUGAAUGGGUAAAAUCUUUGGGUCUUGGAGAUUCGGAAAAGUACGUUGGUCGUUCAGAUAGCAUCGCCCUCCGAAUUCCAGAUAGUACUAUUACCUGUCAUCUAAUUGACCAGUGUGGACCAGUGACUGUGACGUCAGCAAACCCGACAGGGGAGGGAGAUACCACCCACCAUCUCCAGGUUUUGGCAAAGCUUGGAAUGAAAAUGUGUGACGGAAUCCUAUGUGAUGGUCCUUCUAGAGAAAACGCCAUUUCAACGGUAGUGGACUGUCGUGAUAUAGACAAUGGCAAACUCGGCUUCUUUAGAAUUGGCCUCACGCCAAAAUCUACAGUUUUAGGAAUCCUAAACAAACUGUUGGAAAAGCGUUCUACAAAGAAUGGAGACAGUCAUAUGAACGGCUCUGUGAACGCUGCUUUUGACACGGAAAUGUAAAUGGACUCAGAAACUAAAACAAUGGUUUUUAACGCACUAUCUGCAUUGUGAAUAUUUUUUUUGUUUGUUUGUUUAUAAUUUUUGAAAUGCUUUACUGUAAAAUCACAAAUUUUUGUGGGGGCUUAAUUUUCGUUGCUUUCCUGGUAGAUUCGUAUCCUCCACGAAAUGUGAAAAUUACAUACUGCUUUAUAAUGUUUCUCCUUUAACCACAGUAAUUUUUCUUCAAACCACGAAAAUUUUACCAACGAAAAUAAGUGAUUUUGCAGUACCUACCUUUCUAAGAUAUAUUCUAGUUUAUGCAAAAUUUCAAAAGAUAAUUUAUGUCUUAAUGUAUAUCACCUAAUAUGUCUACAAACUAUAUUUAAAAAUGUAAACUUUAAUAUACAUAUGCAAAUCUUUGAUGAUGUAAUAAAUAUGGUUUCACAAUUGUAAACUAUAGAUAGAAAUUCUAAAUUUCAGUAAGCGUACUACAUGCGGUCUGUCAAUUAUAGUUUACAACUCU
Molecule: messenger RNA, 3013 nt
Organism: Saccostrea echinata
Lineage: Eukaryota; Metazoa; Mollusca; Bivalvia; Ostreida; Ostreidae
Exons: 6
Coding region: 1-2511 (836 amino acids)
Biological process (GO): regulation of translational fidelity
Cellular component (GO): cytoplasm
Molecular function (GO): nucleotidyltransferase activity; double-stranded RNA binding; tRNA binding
Source: RefSeq, a predicted model, not a curated record